Messenger RNA from Aspergillus fischeri NRRL 181, 1482 nucleotides. It is a transcript of the gene cp8, whose product is annotated as putative carboxypeptidase Y. Lineage: Eukaryota; Fungi; Ascomycota; Eurotiomycetes; Eurotiales; Aspergillaceae. Gene Ontology annotation, biological process: proteolysis. Gene Ontology annotation, cellular component: fungal-type vacuole. The coding region runs from base 1 to 1482 and encodes 493 amino acids. The transcript is spliced from 4 exons. The record is from RefSeq and is a predicted model, not a curated record. Gene Ontology annotation, molecular function: serine-type carboxypeptidase activity.
AUGGUCGUUCCUUGCCUCCUCCAAUUCGCUCUUUACAGCGUGGCAUAUGCCACCCAGGAGGUGUUGCGGCCUGUAUCGGACCAAAGUAAUGAAUUUCGCAUUGUUCAGAGCCACCAUUCCCCAGAUCACUCAAUUCGAAUCAAGCGGCAAAACGAGUCCAUAUGCGCAGCUGGCUCACCUCAAUACACCGGCUGGCUCGAUGUGGGCCACAAGCAUCUUUUCUUCUGGUACUUCGAAAGCCAGAAUGAUCCCUCUAAUGACCCAUUAACUUUGUGGAUGAACGGGGGCCCCGGCGCCUCUAGUAUGGUUGGCCUGUUCCAGGAGAUUAGCCCCUGUCUGGUGAAUGAACACGGCAACGGGACCUACCACAACCCCUGGGGGUGGUCCCGCAACUCAUCGCUCCUUUUCGUUGAUCAGCCUGUCGAUGUGGGCUUCUCAUACAUUGAUGGAGGACAUGAGCUGCCUCGUGACUCAAAGGAGGCUGCGGUUGACAUGCAUCGCUUUCUGCAGCUGUUUGUCUCUGAAGUGUUUCCUCACCUGCAGGAUCUUCCUGUCCAUCUUUCUGGGGAGUCAUAUGCGGGUCACUAUAUUCCGUACCUUGGCGCUCAAAUCAUACAGCAGAACGAGCUGUAUCCCAGCAAGCCACAGGUGCGGCUAAAGUCGUGUUUGGUGGGCAAUGGCUUCAUGUCCCCGAGAGAUACAUUCUUCGGGUAUUGGGAAACGCUCUGCACCACGAAUCCAGGCGUGGAGAAGCCCGUAUUCAACCAGACUCGCUGCGAUCUCAUCGCCUCGAACAUGCCUCGGUGCAUGGAAGUCAGUGCAGUGUGUAUCCAGAAUCCAGAUCCGGCUUUGUGCAGCGCUGCCCUCUCUGUCUGCUACGAGGGUGUAAUCGGUCUGUAUGAAGAUGAGUCCGGUAAAGGGGGGCGAAACAGGUUUGACAUCACGGCGCCCUGUGAAAUCGACGACAUGUGCUACAUCCAAGCUGCGCAUGUUGAACAAUAUCUCAACACACCAGCUGUCUGGAACGCUCUGUCACCCCCCAAACAGAUUACCGAAUACAAAAUGGUCUCGGAAGCAGUCAUCGAAGCCUUUGCAAAGACUUCAGACGGUAUGACGUCCACUUCCGAUCUGGUCGCCUUUCUCCUGGCAAACAAGGUCCAUUUCCUGGCUUAUCAGGGGAAUCUGGAUCUCGCUUGCAAUACAGCCGGGAACCUCCGUUGGGCGCAUUCGCUGCCCUGGAAGGGUCAGGCUGAGUUUGCCUCGAAGCCCCUACGUCCCUGGAGGUCGCCCGUUGCAGCGACAGGCCGGAAUGAGACGGUUGGUACCAUGAAGGAAGUUCGGGUUCGUGUGGGUGAUGCAGACACCGAGUCACGGUUUGCACUUGUCACUGUGGAUGGUGCUGGUCAUCUGCUCCCUCAAGAUCGACCGGAUGUAGCGCUUGACAUGAUGAUUCGGUGGAUCACUGGCGCGCCCUUUGCCUGA